Molecule: messenger RNA, 2873 nt
Organism: Vespula vulgaris
Lineage: Eukaryota; Metazoa; Arthropoda; Insecta; Hymenoptera; Vespidae
Product: probable C-mannosyltransferase DPY19L1
Exons: 10
Coding region: 188-2296 (702 amino acids)
Cellular component (GO): nuclear inner membrane
Molecular function (GO): mannosyltransferase activity
Source: RefSeq, a predicted model, not a curated record
CUUGUACCUCGACUUGUAAACACAGCAGCUUUCCUUCUAUAUAGAUUCUUCGUAAGUUCGUUGAUCACGUACGACAAAUGGCUGGUUAAAAUAUACGAACAAAAAAAAAAAAGAAAAAAGAAACAACGAAGGACUAUUUAGACGAACCUGUUUUGUAGGCGAGGCCACAUGGCAAAUCAUAUCGUCUAUGCAAAAGAUGGCGGCGACGAAUGAUAGUAAGUCAAAGAGCGGCAGGAAACUAACGAAAGAAAGUAUAGAUUUUUAUCAUCUUGCUGUGCAUUUCUUAAGUAUUGCUUUUGGGUUUCUACACCGGUGGCAUGUAUCAACGCUUUUUGAAAAUGAUCGACACUUUUCUCAUUUGUCGGAGAUGGAGAGAGAAAUGUCGUUUAAGACUGAAAUGGGAAUGUAUUAUUCUUACUAUAAAACCAUCGUAGAAGCUGAAACGUUUGCCGAUGGUGUGAAGAAGCUUGGCAAGGAUGAUAUAUCGGAGUAUGGAAAUAUUAUAAACGCAUACAGGAAAUACAACCUCUUACCCGAGAUUAUAGCCAGUUAUCUCUAUCAUAGUGUUAGAAAUCUUGGAUUAAUACCACAAGGAGAAUGUUGGGAAACAGAGAGAGGACAUGGUUUGUCAUCGGUGACAAGUUGCAUAGGCUUAGAUGUACCUGUAUAUUUUUAUCUCGAGAUGGUUUGGAUUACUACUAUAUAUACGGCAGCUAUACUUUUUAAGUACUCGACAUACAUGAGCAAUUCAGUGUUUGGUGGUUUUAUCACUAUGCUCUUGUUCUUUUACAAUCAUAAUGAAUGUACUCGUGUUCAGUGGACUCCACCACUAAGAGAAACCUUUGCAUAUCCAAUGUUACUCUUCCAAAUGUAUUCGGUGACUAAGAUAAUUGAAAAGUACGCUACAGAAGAUAUACAAAAAGUAAAACGUUGGAGAAUACUCACAGAUGGAUUAUACAUGAAUAUGCUUUUGGGAACUGUGAGCAGUUUGUGUAGUUGGCAACUUUCACAUUUUAUCUUGACUACUCAAAUAGUAGCCCUUCUUAUCCUUAAAUGGGUUGAAAUUAUACCUAAAAAUCUAUUCUUAUCAUUAUCUAGAAUGUAUACCAUUUCGAGCAUUUUAUCGAUGAUUAUAAUAGAUGGCACAUUAUUACUUCAUUCUUUAUUCUCAUGUAUUUUAAUCGGUAGUAAUUUCGCAGAAGCUAUUGUCCGUAAACUUUCCCGUUUCUUGAACGGCAGGAAAGAAGUUAUUCUUGAGAUAAUUAUUACUAUAUUUCUUACGAAAUGCUUGAAAUCAUACAUUUUCAGCAUUGAAGACGAUGCACACGUUUACAAUAUUUUAAGAUCAAAAUUAACAGGCUAUAAGGAUUUUCAUACAAUGCUUUAUACGUGUUCUCCAGAGUUUGAUUUCUUACAAUAUAAAACUUAUGAAGCAAUCAUCAAGACUCUACUUUUGCCAAUUGCUAUACUCUCAGGGAUAUUAGCACUUUAUUGUUGGUAUAGAGAAUAUGAGAACGAAGGAUAUCCUUAUUGUAUAGAAGCAAACGUAUGUUACAAUGGUCUGCAAACUGGAGCUUUCAUUAUUAUGGCUGGGUUCAUCAUGAGAUUAAAACUUUUCAUGACGCCACAUCUUUGCAUAAUAGCAGGAUUAGUGUGUAAUAAAAGAUAUUCUGAAAAACUUGGAUUAAGAAGUAAAGCAAUAAGGGGUGCCGUACUUAUUUUGUUAAUAGCUGGUAUGUCAUAUCACGGUAUGGAAAGAUUGCAGGAAGAACGAGGAUUAAUAGGUGAAUAUAGUGAUAUCGAACAGGAAGAAUUAUUCGAAUGGAUAAAAGAGAAUACUCCCAAAAACGCUGUAUUUGCUGGUAAAAUGUCACUGAUGGCUAACUUGAUGUUAUCAACUGGAAGACCCAUAGUAAACAAUCCUUAUUACGAAAGCGCGGAAAUGCGAAAUCGAACUAUGAGAGUCUACGAAAUCUUUAGUAGAAAGGACGCAGCUUCGGUAUACGUUACGUUAAGAAGCAUGGAUGUUGGUUAUGUCGUAUUAGAAGAGCCAUUAUGUCUUGGAUAUGCAAAUGUGCCACAAGGUUGUCAAAUGAUUGAUUUAUGGGAUAUGGUUGAUAGUGGAACAGCGAAAACAAAGGGAAAGCUACCUCUGUGUCCAUUAUUAUUCGAAGGGAACGCUUAUCCUUUUAGACGAGCUUUUAUGAAUAAUCAUUACGUAGUUUUACAAUUAGUUUAUUCGCAUUAUUUCGAGUACAAUCCAAAGACUUCCAUGCCGCUCCAGUAUCAAUUUUGAAUACUGUGUUCGAUGAGAUGACUGAUAAGCGAUUAAAUGAUAGAUAGGGAUUCUUCGUAAUAUAAUAAUAUCUUAUAUAGGCCUAUUUUUCUGAAGAAAAAAGAAAGGAAACAAAAGUAAAGAAAGAAAAAGAGUUAUAUAAAUGAGUAUAUUAUAUGAAUCUAUCUCUCUCUAUAUAUAUAUAUAUAUAUACACAUAUAUAUAUAUGUAUAUAUAAAUAUAUACAUAUAUAUAUAUACACACAUACGCAUAUAUAUGUACAUAUAUUUUUUGUUGACACUAAUUUGCGGAGAAAAGAAUCGAAGAAUCGUUAUUUGAAAGAGGUGGACUUCUUUUGCAUCCGCAUAAGAUCAUCCUAACGAAAUUUCGUUUAAAUCGAGUUAGGAAACAAAUUUAUUUGGUAGACGAUAAUUCGUUUGAUGAAAUUCAAUAUCUACAUAGAUAAACGAAUUUAUCGCUAGCGGUUAUGGCUUCCGAUUGAUCGUGGAGACUAUUAAAGAGCAUUUUUAUAAAGAAAAAGAAGGAAAAAAAAACACUAAUAAAAAAGAAAAAGAAAAUAAACGAAGGUUUAGAUCGA